Messenger RNA from Styela clava, 1084 nucleotides. RefSeq lists its product as uncharacterized. Lineage: Eukaryota; Metazoa; Chordata; Ascidiacea; Stolidobranchia; Styelidae. The record is from RefSeq and is a predicted model, not a curated record.
GUGACGCUCAUAUCGAGAGAAAAAUGCAAAAGUUAAUUUUUCCUGCUGUUAGAUUUUUCCUUCUACUGCUGUGGUCUUCAAGUCAUGUGUAUUGUCAGGAAAAUAAAAAGAAAUUAAUGUGUGAGCCAAUAGAUGAUGACUAUCCUUUGGACACGCAAGCACAAGGUAGGCCUGGCAAAAGAGGCGCAGCGGGUCCUAAAGGAGAUAAAGGAGAAAAUGGAAUCCGUGGAGUAGUUGACUAUACUGAAAUGAAUCGUCGUAUCGACCAAGCUAUUGUCGACAUGGACGUAAAGUUUCAGAAGGAGAUAGCACAAUACAAGAAACAAAUAGAGAAAUAUGAGACAAAUACAAGACUAUUAAACUUAUUAAAAAAAGGUUUGUGUCCAGUUCUGCACAAUGAAAAAUGUUUUGUUCUAAUAACGGAUGAAUCUAGGAUGGAUCUGACACAGAGUCGUGAGAAGUGCCAAAGUCUGGAUGGACAACCAGCUAAUAUUUAUGAUCGCGAACAUUUUGAAAAAAUAGUUCCUCUACUUCGAGGGAAAAUAUUUAUAGGCCACACAUACACUCACAUUUGGACAGGAAUGACUGUCGAUACAAAGACUCGAAGAACGUAUCUAACCAGCGACAGAAAAGCACCCUACUCUCGUUGGUAUCCUGGACGACCAUACACUGUUACACUACCAUAUGUUGGUAUUCAUAUUGAUGCUAACCCAUCAUCACAGCAUCAGGGAAUAUUUGACGAAGUUCCAUCCUAUAAACUUCUCGGAGUGCUUUGUGAAAUCCAAGUGUAAACGCUGUAAAUCUAUAGUUUUCAAUCAAAGUACCACGAUAGUAAUGUAAUACAACUGGCAUCCCUCUUUUUUCGCUUACACCUCCGAAUUCGGCCACCUUUGUUAUCCUAAGGCUAAGCAUUUGUAAAACAUUGGACUAUUUAACGACGCAUAUACAAGUCAAUAUUGAAAAAUGUCUACAAUACAACAAGCAUAGUAAUGUGUUUAAUUUGUGGCUAUCAGAAAUAUGCAGUUGGCUGAAAUAAAGAGGUCUUCAGCAUAUACUUAGGCUACUGAAUGACAUAUAAUCACUU